CAGUAUCUCAUUGAAUAGUGUUUAGGUGGCAGUGAUAAACGCACGAGUCAGAACAACAUCAUGAUGAAAAUAAAACUGUUGUUGUUUAUCACCAUUAUUUACAAAGCACACGGCGAAAACAAAUGCGCAGCUCGUGAAAUACCCAACGAGUCUGUCGUCUGUGUGUGCAACUCGACGUAUUGCGAUGACUUCGUUAGAGAACCACCAAAAAGAAACGCUUAUGUAGCAUACACAUCUUCAAAGAGCGGUCUACGCUUUGUCAAAACAGAAGGUCAUUGGGGAAAGCAAGGUAAGGAAAAAUGCUCUACUUCUCUCACUUUGGAUCCAACAAUAAAAUAUCAAAGAGUGGAGGGUUUCGGAGGAGCAGUGACGGACGCAGCCAGCAUCAACUGGAAAAGCAUGCCGGAGGAGCUACAGAAACACCUCAUACGGUCAUAUUUCAGUAAAUACGGCUUGGAAUACAAUAUGAUGCGAGUGCCCAUCGGUGGUACGGACUUCUCAACGCACCCGUAUGCUUACAACGAGCUACCUGAGAACGACACUCUUUUGACGAAUUACACGUUAACUAUUGAAGAUCGUAAAUAUAAGAUUCCAAUGAUAAAAGCAGCGAUGCAAGAAGCGACUUCCCCCAUCCACCUGGUGGCUACCACCUGGUCGCCGCCGCUGUGGAUGAAGACGGUGGACACUUACGGUGGAUACAGUCAGCUCAAGAAGAAAUAUUAUCAGACAUACGCCGAUUAUCACCUUAAGUUUCUUCAACACUAUAAUAAAUACGGAAUACCAAUAUGGGGAAUGACUACCACGAACGAGCCUAUCAACGGGAUGUUUUCGUUCGCAAAAUUCAACUCAAUGGGAUGGACAGUGAAAAAUAUGGGUCACUGGAUCGUAGACAACCUAGGGCCGACUAUACGUAACUCUACAUUCAAAGACCUGAAAAUUAUCACUGGGGACGACCAAAGAAUUACCGUUCCUUAUUGGUUUAAUAUUAUGUUGAGAGAAACCCCAAAUGCGCUGGAUUACAUUGACGGGAUAGGUGUCCACUACUACACAGAUCAGUUUGUACCGGCCGUUAUAUUUGAAACUGUGACUAAGACUUAUCCAAAUAAAUUUAUCAUUGGAACAGAAGCUUGUGAAGGUUCAUUCCCCUGGCAAAAGGAGAAAGUCAUUUUGGGAUCGUGGAAAAGGGCGCAACGUUACAUUGAUGACAUUAUACAGGAUUUGAGCUACAACCUCAUCGGAUGGAUAGACUGGAACCUCUGUCUGGACAUGCGUGGGGGUCCGAACUGGGCGAACAAUUUCGUCGACUCCCCCAUCAUCGUUAACGCCAAAUCCCAGGAGUUCUACAAGCAGCCGAUGUUCUACGCCAUGGGUCACUUCUCCAAAUUCAUCCCCAGAGGUUCUGUGAGGAUCGAAGUGGAGAAGAGCUUUACAAUCUUCAGCCAUCUAAAUUAUGUGGCGUUUUUGACGCCGAGGGAUACAAUAGUCGUUGUGGUACACAAUAAGGGCAAGAAGCAAACGAUAUCGGUGAAAUGUGGCAGCAUGGAGGCGAGAGUAGAUCUAGAAGAGGAAGCUGUAACAACCUUGGAGCUACCAUACGAAAACAAUGAGUUUGAUUUCGGAAAAUAGCUAAUUGUAAUUCAAUAAGUUCAUACAAUUAAAGCGGUUUAAAGGAACCAAAAACAACUAGUCUUAAGUCUCUACUCUCAACUUAUAUCGGUUUUAAUUAAUUUUAAUCUAAUAAAGAAAACAUUGAAACUCUAAAAUUAAUUUAAACAAACAUCAUCAAUUAUUUAUGUCUCAUUACUGAAGGACAUUCAGGUCAGUGUACAUUUUGUAAUACUGGUAUCUAAAUAGAUCGUUUUUUUUUUGUAAUGUUUUUAGAAGGCAAUAAAUUGCACCAUCAGAGUGGUUGAUUCAUAGGCAGAUGGCGGACCCAGGUAAUUUGGUCACGGUAUGUCAAACCCUGCUGACAGAUCA
Messenger RNA from Aricia agestis (brown argus), 1977 nucleotides. Its product is annotated as lysosomal acid glucosylceramidase. Gene Ontology annotation, molecular function: glucosylceramidase activity. Gene Ontology annotation, biological process: glucosylceramide catabolic process. The record is from RefSeq and is a predicted model, not a curated record. NCBI's taxonomy places the organism in Eukaryota, Metazoa, Arthropoda, Insecta, Lepidoptera, Lycaenidae. The coding region runs from base 61 to 1626 and encodes 521 amino acids. The transcript has 12 exons.